Messenger RNA from Eremothecium cymbalariae DBVPG#7215, 1461 nucleotides. RefSeq names its product Mmt2p (gene MMT2). Gene Ontology annotation, molecular function: monoatomic cation transmembrane transporter activity. Bases 1 to 1461 code for a protein of 486 amino acids. The transcript has a single exon. NCBI's taxonomy places the organism in Eukaryota, Fungi, Ascomycota, Saccharomycetes, Saccharomycetales, Saccharomycetaceae. Gene Ontology annotation, biological process: transmembrane transport; monoatomic cation transport. The record is from RefSeq and is a predicted model, not a curated record. Gene Ontology annotation, cellular component: membrane.
AUGAUGAAACUUGGACUACCCGUAUUAUCCAAGUUUGGAGCAAAUUUGCCCUUCUUUUGGACUAGAACGCAGAAGUUGAAUAUUUCGACACGUCUGUUGAAAGGGGUUAACGGUACGAAGGGAGAGGGAUUUGGAAAAGAGACGAAGAAGGGACAUUUAGAGAGUGAAUUAGAAGGGAAUCCCGAGUUUCAUAGGUUGGCUGAAGAAUACCAUGCCCAUGAUCAUCUCCAUUUGAAAGAUUCUGAAACAGAAAAACCUAAUACUCUCAAUUUGGGGACUAUGGCGACGAGGGUUGGUCAGCAUGCUCAUUUCCAUGCUCACAGUCAUGUGAAUCCCUUACUUGUACUGAGCAAAGAAGAGUUUCGGAAAAAUCCAGGGGUGCGGAUCACUUGGAUUGGGCUUGCUAGUAAUGUUGGACUUGCAGUUGGUAAAUUUGUUGGUGGUGUUGUGUUCAAUUCUCAGGCGUUAAUAGCCGAUGCUGUUCAUGCUCUGAGCGAUUUGGUGUCAGACUUUUUGACACUUUUCUCUGUGUCGUUGGCCUCACGGAAGCCCACAAAGGACUAUCCUUACGGUUAUGGGAAAAUCGAGACAGUAGGUUCGCUGGCAGUGUCCUCGAUUCUAACGAUGGCAGGUAUAUCAAUUGGAUGGUCAUCGCUCUGUGCAAUUUUAGGGCCUUUCGUUCCUCAUGCUAUAUUGGAGGUAUUUACUGCCCACUCUCAUUUACAUAGCCACACGCAGGAUAUUACCAAUAUAAACGCUGCUUGGAUUGCAGGAGGUUCAAUAAUAUUAAAGGAAUGGAUUUUUCGUGCAACCAAGAAGGUAGCAACACAAACCAACUCUAAUGUACUAAUGGCAAAUGCGUGGCACCAUAGAGUGGAUUCUUUGACAUCCCUAGUUGCCCUAGUGACGAUUUCUUCUGCUUAUUUCUUUAACAUGCAAUCUCUAGAUGCAGUUGGGGGUCUCCUAGUUUCUGCCCUUGUUGUUAAUGCCGGAUACAAGGGUAUGAAAAUAUCAGUUAAAGAACUAGUCGAUCAUUCAUUACCACCAACGGACGCCAAAUACUUGGAACUGCAGCAAAUUACUACACAGACAUUGAAUCAGAUGCUCUCAAAUAAUAACGCUAAACGACCAUAUAGUCUGAAGGAGCUCGUUGUGCUAAUGUCUGGUCCAAACGUUCAUUCCCAAAUGGUCAUUGAAGCUCCUCUUCAAAGGUGGGGAAAUGUAUUAUCGACAAGCGAAUUCGAAUUAGUUACCGACCAUGUGCGUUCAGUGUUGUACGAUAAGAUUCCAAAUCUAAAGAAAGUUCAUAUUGAAUUUACUGAAGAAAAGAGUGAAAAUAAAUUACAACAGCAACAAAAAGGCUCUCCAACACAUGACCCCUCCGUAGAACACAAACAUAGUGAUCACUGUGAUGGCCACAGCAACUCACAUUCAGGCUGUAGUCACAUCCAUAAGCACUAA